CCUAAAAGCAGUUUUUUUCUAACUGAAAUGUCAAACUAUAGUGGGAGGACGCUUAAUGUCUGAAAAACAUUGAAGUGUUGAUUUCAAGUGUUAUCAAUAAAUGCACGUGCAGUUAGUUAUUGGAAAAAGAACAUCACAGUAUGAGAGCUAGAAUUCGUAGUGUUAAUAUGUAGGUGACUCCAGGUUUACAGUGUGCAUGGUUAAUCCACAGCGUGCAUGGACAAAUGUAACCAAUAGGCGGUACUGUGCCAUUCUGCAUGAAGCUCGUCCAUCUCCAGCCUGAGGACAGCUCCGUGUCUCCGCUCCGCUCUGCUCCCUGCUUGACCUAAAUACAGCGUCUCUGCUCCCUCCAGGCACACUAUCACACAGCCAGCGAGAGAGACUCUGGAUAACGAGCCUGUCUCCUGUGUUUUUUUUUUUUUUCUUUUUUUUCCCCGGAGUUACUCCCUUCAAGACGAGCAUUUCUGUCUGGAUCUCGCGCAGUUGCGGCUCGAGCUCUCUUCAGCUCUCAUGGAUCGCGUCGGGAUGGUUGACGCGGAGCGGCAGACUCUCCUGGUUGGGAACGAGGAACAUUCCCGGGAAUAAUUUCAAUAAAAUCUUAAGGAAAUUGGGAUUAUUUUAUAGAGGAGUGAAGGACAGAUAAAAGUAAAUAUGCUUGACGAUAAAGCGCCAAGAUCGAGGCUGGGUCCUCCGUCGAGAGGUUCGUCUUUCUACAUCGAGAAUCUGCUGGGGAAUACAUUCAGAGGGGCUGCAGCGGAGGAGCGGGUGGAGACGCCGAGCUUCAGAGUGUCACACAGCCCGGUGAGGUGCCCGGGACUGGAAACUGAACGAGUAGAGGACAGAGAAGUGCUAAACUGGAGAGGGGCAUCACCGAACUCAAGAAGUCCACAGGAUGAACACUCAAACCCCGUGCACACGAGCGACCGGGACUCCCCUCCUCCAGCAGGGCGCGCGGAGGAGCAUGAGGAGCCAGAGGAGGAGAAGGGGGAUGAGAGUUUGACGGAUGACAGAGAAGAGGAGGACGUGCGCUCCUCCUGUUUCUCCAGAGAGGACAGCUGUGAUACAGGUGAUCUCAAAAUGGCCCGAAAGAAGAAGACCCGCACCGUCUUCAGCCGCAGUCAGGUCUUCCAGCUGGAGUCUACCUUCGACCUGAAGCGCUACCUGAGCAGCUCGGAGCGGGCCGGUCUGGCUGCCACCCUGCAGCUCACUGAGACCCAGGUGAAAAUCUGGUUCCAGAAUCGCAGGAACAAGUGGAAGCGGCAGAUCGCAGCUGACAUGGAGGCCAGCAGCGCCAUCACUGCUGCUGCUGCUAUGCCCUAUGCCGCCCAGAGGGUGGUCAGAGUUCCUGUGUUGUAUCGCGAGAACAUCGCCACCCCUGUGACGUCACCAGUGGUCGGCUUUUCUAGUUCUAUCGGCUACCCAUUGACUUCCCCCUUUACCCAUCCCUUGUCGUUCAUAUCGCCACAGAUGAGCGGACUGGUGGGACUUUAAAGAGGCGGAGUGCACUUGAGACUCUUUUUACACCAAUCAAUCAAUCUAUGAUGCUGCAGAAAUGUUCUUUUAGCUUAGUUUCAGAAACAAUAAAGUCAAUUCAUUGUGUGUUUGGUUCUUUUCAGUCAGAUUUAGAUUAAA
Notolabrus celidotus (New Zealand spotty) is the source of this 1632-nucleotide messenger RNA. RefSeq names its product H6 family homeobox 1 (gene hmx1). Gene Ontology annotation, biological process: negative regulation of DNA-templated transcription; regulation of transcription by RNA polymerase II. The transcript has 3 exons. Gene Ontology annotation, molecular function: RNA polymerase II transcription regulatory region sequence-specific DNA binding; DNA-binding transcription factor activity, RNA polymerase II-specific. Gene Ontology annotation, cellular component: nucleus. NCBI's taxonomy places the organism in Eukaryota, Metazoa, Chordata, Actinopteri, Labriformes, Labridae. The coding region runs from base 652 to 1491 and encodes 279 amino acids. The record is from RefSeq and is a predicted model, not a curated record.